Messenger RNA from Perkinsus marinus ATCC 50983, 1820 nucleotides. RefSeq lists its product as hypothetical. The coding region runs from base 27 to 1607 and encodes 526 amino acids. Gene Ontology annotation, cellular component: membrane. Gene Ontology annotation, molecular function: transmembrane transporter activity. The record is from RefSeq and is a predicted model, not a curated record. The transcript is spliced from 13 exons. Lineage: Eukaryota; Perkinsozoa; Perkinsida; Perkinsidae. Gene Ontology annotation, biological process: transmembrane transport.
UUAAGGUUUCGUUUUCCUCGCUGUUGAUGACUACCAUCGAUCGCGAUCAUCCAAUGUGUCCAAGCGUAGCGGCCUGGGCUACAGCUGCGGCCUCACUGCCAUUGAUGAUCAUCUGUGGCUCGGUCUAUACUUUCGGCCUGUACUCAGAGCAGCUCAAAUUGGCGUUGGACUUGAGUCAGUCCCAAUUGACGUAUCUGUCUCUGGCGUUCAAUGCUGGCAAUGGCUUAUCAAUAUUCGGAGGACUGUUCUGCGACAAGUACGGACCUCGGCCCACUAUACUCGUUGGCUCUAUACUGAUUGCCGCUGGUUACAUUUUGGUAUGGCUCCCUAGUAGGCUGGGGAUCUGGAUACCGCUACCGCCGAUACUAUGUUUCCUGUGUGUUGGGCAAGGAGUGGGAUGGAUGGAUACCGCACUGGUCUCGACUAAUACCAAGAACUUCCCGUGGCACAGAGGGAAGGUUGUCGGCAUCGUUAAAGCGUUCUAUGGGCUGAGUGCAUCGUUUUUGGUAUGUGUCACAGCGACGUUCUUAUCAAAUAACCCUCUUGAUUUCCUUCUCACCGUGGGAGUAGCGGCACCCAUCAUCGCAGUUAUUGGUAGUCGUUUUAUAUUCGUUGUGCACGAAGACGUUAGUGUGGAGUAUUACGCCUACCAUCGAUGCUUCGUAAUAUCGUAUAGUAUGCUCACUGUAUUGGCCGUAGUAUUGACGAUCUACUCCCUUGCUCCCGACGUCCUGCCGGGGAUUGUGGCGUUUGGCAUCUCGUUGGCUGUGCUUAUCCCAACAGUACUGUACCUCCCGUCGGCAGUUAAAACAGAUGUUCGGUCCUUGAACGACCCCAGAGCCAAGACUGAUCCCUUGUUGGAGCAGGAGCCUCUCGAGGAGAUGUUAACCAGUGAUAGAUGCUGUUUUAAGCGUGUAGAUAAUGGUCCAGCGACUAUGCUCACUGGAGUGUUCUGGUUGUAUUUCGUGGCCCUGCUCACUGGUUUCGGUGGUGGACUUACUGUCAUCAACAACUCAGCUCAAAUAGGCCUGGCCGCAGGUCUCAGUAAAGGAGCGGUCACGAGUAUGGUUAGCAUGAUAUCGAUCGGGAACGCUGCUGGGCGUGUGUUGAGUGGAAGGCUAUCCGAUGCCUUAGUGGUUCGGCCAUGGGCUCUUAUGUUUGGUCUGGUCCUCAUGAUCGUCGGAUAUGCGAUGGCUCUGCUUGGGCUAGUCUUGGCUGGAUGUGCAGUGGUGGGCAUGGCUUAUGGUACAUUCUGGUCGCUGAUGGCUGCUAUCUGUGCUGAGUUGUAUGGUCGUAGUCAUCUGGCUUCAACGUAUACUCUCAUCCAGAUAGCUCAGGUUACGGGCUCCUUCUUGCUGGCUUCGCUCGUCUUCGGACGCCUCUAUGAUGCGGAUUCUUAUUUCGAUGGGAGCAAGAAGGUCUGUGUAUCAUCUGGCUGUUACUCCACGAGUUUUAUCAUCAACAUCGGCUGUUUACUAGUCGGCUGCGUUGCUACGUUGUGGAUGAUCAACCUUACAAGCGGAUUCUAUAGAGUCCUUCAUACGACCAAGCGAGCGCUCCCGAAUAGCCCUGCUUCAUCGAGAUUGCUGACUUCCCCGGGCCCGUAAUUUUGGAUCUUCCUGUUUCUGUCGAGGUCGAUGAUUGAGCGGAGCGGAGCAAGAUUUGAUUUUUUUUACUGAAUGUACUGUGGCUGCACUUGCCAACUUGCAUCAUGGCUAUAAGCAGGAACUACACUGGCCUAGUAGUUGGACGUUUUUAUCAUGUUUUAUCGCGUGUGACGCACUCGAGUAUAGUGGAACAUACUUUUUAUCAGAAAGUCG